CGGAGCUGGAAGUUUGGAUGAACUUGUGAGUUGGAGUUGAGGAGAAGCUGCGCUGCGGCUCGGGGAUUCGAACCCGCUUCAUUUCACCCAACACUGCACGCGCAGCCCGAGUGUGUGGGCGGCUCGGAGGCCGUUAAACCGGGAGGUGUUAUUAUUUUAUUUGCUCUCCUGCGGGAGUUUCAUUGCGCUGAGGAGGAGGAGGAGGUGAGUUCACUCCACAAACACCGCUCGGGUUGAUUUCGCCGUCGCGCGCGCUGCGCUGCUCUCCGCUCCGCGUCUCUUCCUCCAUGAUUUCCAACAGAGCAGCACGAGCCGAGCGCGCGCGGGUCUCCAGUGCGGCCAGAAAGCAGCGCUUGUGUCGCUAAAGCGCUGCCGGAAACCCGCCGCCUCAGCGACGCUCAUUCCACACGGUGCUCUCGCGCACAGAGUUUACUCUCAGAACUGAUGGGGAAGGACCACUGAUCAGUUUGCCGUGUUGCCACACGGCUUGAUUUCCAUUCGAAAGAAACCACUACUGACUUUUUGAUCCAAGUUACCUUGUGCCAUCUCGGUUGUACCUGGUGUCCUAGCUGAGUGGCAUCGCCUGAUCUCCAGAGAUUGAAUAUUCCGCAAAUAUGCUCCAGUGCUGAGCUCUGUCUCUUGACUUCGCCAUGACCAGCCUGAAGCGUUCGCAGACCGAGCGCUCUGUGGGGGGCUCUGUGCCCGCCACAGAUGAGUUUUACACCCGCCGCCUGCGCUUGCCCAAUGGAGGGGCACCUCCUCCACGCAGUGAGAGCACCCACCUCUCUGGAGGCACACCUGGAGUGCCAAAGAUGGGAGUCCGGGCACGGGUCGCUGACUGGCCUCCGAGGAAAGAUGGUGGGAGUGGUAGUAGUGGGAGUGGUGGUAGCAGUGGGAGUGGCAGUGGAGGAGGGGGCGGUGGUGGUGGAGUGUGGCACAUUACAGUGGAGACUGACUCGCCAUCAGCUACUUCUGGGAGUACCCAGAGCAACCUUUCUGCUAAGCUUGGUCACUUGAUCAGCCCACAGGAUUCAUCCAUGUUGCGCAACAUUCAGAAUACACUAAAGAAUAAGAUCCAGAGCAAGGGCAAAGACAAUCGCUUUCUGUCCCCAGAUGGUUACUUGGGCUCACCACGCAAGGGCAUGCGUCGCAUUCGCCAGCGCAGCAACAGCGAUAUUACGAUCAGCGAGCUAGACGGAGAUGGCAACGAAGGUUGGUCCUUUUCUGGCUGGACACCAAUGCACCGCGAGUAUGGCAGUACCUCUUCCAUUGACAAGCACGGCGUCUCUGGAGAAAGCUUCUUCGACAUGCUCAAAGCCUAUCAGACUGACGACCCCGAUCAGCGUAGCCCUGCUCCUGAGAAAUUAAGUGAACUGCUUACUGUGGCACACAAGCAGACCGCCCUCGACCUGCCCGAUGGGCCCCUGGGACCCCCGAGAGGUAGUCCUGCAAGUCGCCUCAAGGAAAGAGAAAAGCAUCUGAAACGGCGUUCCAAGUCUGAAACCGGAGGCGAGUCCAUAUUCCGCAAGUUACGUAGCGUGAAGGCAGAAGGGGACUCCUCUCGUGCAGGCUCGGACGCGGAAGACGGGAAGUCAGAGGAUGCAGGUCCACCUCCAAAGCCCUGGGUCUGUCAGAAGGGUUUUGCUCACUAUGAUGUCCAGAGCAUUCUGUUUGACCUGAAUGAAGCAGUGCAAAACCGGCAGUGCGCCUCCAAAAGGAAGAAUACCACCACCGGAGCCUCUGCUGCUGCCGCCGCUUCAGCCUCCACCUCGUCCUCCUUGUCAUCCACCCAGAGCGGGGCCUAUGGCUCCCCCUGCGGCAGCCAAGAAGAGCUCAGUGCCAAGGAUGGACCAGCGCUGGACCCUGGUGACGAUAAAAGCAACGAUCUGGUCCUCAGCUGCCCCUGCUUUCGUAAUGAGAUAGGGGGUGAAGGCGAGAGGAACAUCAACCCUUCGAAGCAGGGCAGCAUCGGCAGCGGAUCGGCUAAUUCUUCCAGGGACGAGGACGGGUCCCGUGAGUCGGCGCCCAAUACGCAUUUCAGUAACGCAGGAGUGGCUGUGCUAGAAGCGCCCAAAGAUGGGAAGAGCAUGCACCAUGAGAGGGGAAAAAGCAACAUUUUGGAACAUGUGGAUUUGGGUGCCUAUUAUUACCGAAAGUACUUCUAUUUAAGAGAGCACUGGAACUACUUAGGAGUGGACGAGACGCUCGGCCCGGUCGCUGUGAGUCUCCGGCGAGAGAAGCUGGACGAUCAUAAAGAGCAUGGACCGCAGUACAAUUACAGGGUCAUUUUUAGAACCAGUGAGCUGAUGACUCUGCGAGGCUCCAUUUUGGAGGAUGCUGUUCCCUCCACGUCGAAGCACGGUUUGGCUCGAGGCCUGCCCCUAAAGGAGGUUCUGGAGUACCUGGUCCCUGAGCUGAACGCUCACUGCCUCCGCCUCGCCCUCAACACGCCCAAAGUCACAGAGCAGCUGAUGAAACUGGAUGAGCAAGGGUUGAGUUUCCAGCUGAAGGUGGGGGUGAUGUACUGUCUGGCUGGCCAGAGCAGCGAGGAGGAGAUGUACAACAACGAGGCGGCUGGUCCUGCGCUGGAGGAGUUCCUGCAGCUGCUCGGAGAACGAGUGCGUCUCAAAGGAUUCAGCAAAUACCGCGCUCAGCUCGACACCAAGACUGACUCGACUGGCACUCACUCCUUGUACACCGCUUAUAAAGACUACGAAAUAAUGUUCCACGUGUCCACCAUGCUGCCCUACACCCCGAACAACAAGCAGCAGCUGCUCAGGAAGCGCCACAUCGGCAACGACAUCGUCACCAUCGUGUUCCAGGAGCCCGGAGCCAAGGCCUUCAGUCCCAAGAACAUCCGCUCACACUUCCAGCACGUGUUCGUGGUGGUGCAGGCGCACAGCCCGUGCUCGGAGAACACCUGUUACAGCGUGGCUGUGGCCCGUUCCAGAGACGUCCCGGCUUUCGGACCACCCAUCCCAGAGGACAUGAAGUUCCCAAAAUCCUCUGUCUUCCGGGACUUCCUGUUGACCAAGUUGAUCAAUGCGGAGAACGCCGCACACAAGUCGGACAAGUUCCGCGCCAUGGCGACACGCACACGUCACGAGUACCUGAGGGACCUGGCCGAGCGCCACGUCACCAGCACGCCCAUCGACCCCUCGGGCAAGUUCCCCUUCAUCUCUCUGGCGCACAAGCGCAAAGAGAAAAGUCGGCCGUACGCGGCGGCGGAGCUCCGCAGCCCCGGGUCCAUCACCUGGCCCGUGUAUACAGAGGACCACAGCGCCGGAGGAGAACUCGAAGCCCUGCUCGCCAUCUCCAACGACUUUCUCAUCCUCGUGGAACCAGACGCCAAGGCCGUGGUGUUCAACUGCGCCGUGCGCGACGUCAUUGGCUGGACGCUCGGAAGCCCCGCCUCCAUGAAGAUCUUCUACGAGCGUGGAGACAGCAUCUCGCUGCGCUCGGUCAACAACAACACGGAGGACUUCAGGGAGGUCGUUAAACGGCUGGAGUUUCUGACCAAAGGCUGCGAGACGUCGGAGAUGACGCUGCGCAGAAACGGGCUCGGCCAGCUGGGCUUCCACGUCAACUACGAGGGCAUCGUGGCCGAGGUGGAGCCGUACGGAUACGCCUGGCAGGCCGGGCUGCGCCAGGGCAGCCGAUUGGUGGAGAUCUGUAAGGUUGCCGUGGCAACGCUCUCACACGAGCAGAUGAUCGAUCUACUGCGCACCUCCGUUACUGUGAAGGUGGUCAUCAUACCGCCACACGAGGACGCCACGCCCCGCAGGGGCUGUUCAGAGCUGUACCGCAUGCCAGUGGCGGAGUAUAAGGGCAGCAGCGAGAGCGGUUCAUUCGAGUACAAGUUCCCGUUCCGCACCAACAACAACAAAUGGCAGCGCACGUCCUCCAGCCCACAGCAGUCCCUCUCUGCCUCGCCUCAGAGCCACACCGGGACCCCUAACCGCGCCGUCAGCUUGGGGGCCAGCAUGGGAAAGACGCUGUCUGCCGAGAGGCCGGAGAGAACGGCGGCCAUCCCGCGCAGCGUCUCCAGCGACGGCCGACCUCUCGACCCCAAGAGGAUGUCUCCCGGCUCGGAGAACUACGCCCUGGCUUCCUCCAUGGUGAUGGCUCGACCCACUCACACCCGCAGCUCGCCCAGCAAUCUCUCCUGCGCCAGUGACACCGGCUCGGGCAGCUCCGCCCACUGGAGGCAGAAGUCCAUGCCUGAGGGAUUUGCACCCAACAGACACUCUCCUCUCCCACCGGAGCGACAGAUGAUGGGAGACGGCAGCGGAAAGUCCACACCCAGCUGGCCCCGAGUGGACGACUCGGACAGAGCACCAGCAGACGCCCCGGUCAGUAAAUCCGGACAGUCCUACUCAGGUGGCCCACGCAUCCAGAGGCAGGAGCAGGUCAUUCAUCUGUCGCCGAAGAAGAGCAGCCAGUCCGAGGGCCCGUACUCCCACUCGAGCAGUAACACCCUCUCCAGUACAGCGUCCAGCGGCGCUCACAGCGAUGACAAGUGGUACGAUCUGGGAGGCGGAGCUCCAGGAGACGUUCCUGACUCCGAACCCAACGGUCUGGGCGGAGGCGGAUACCUGCAGGGCUCCUCAGCCGACAGCGGCAUCGACGCCACCUCCUACGUGCCUCAUCAUGGCAGUGCCAGCUCAUUGCUCGCUGUGGGUACCUCAGCACCCCGGGAGAGGGUCUCCUCGCCGUGGCACGGGCCGUCUGAGGGAGGUCGGCGUGUCCUGGAGCGGUCCCCGCCAGCCGCCGAGUCGUCCGUGUCUCCUGCAGAGGCUCCAAGCACACGCAGUCCUCCGACACAUCUGUUAAUGCGCGACAGCAGCUCGUAUAGCCUCAGCGACGUGGCCUUACACUCCAGCUCGCGUCACUCUGGCAGCCCUGGAGUGCUCAGCUCCACCCACAACUCUCCCCGAGACGAGUCUCCCUCUGCCACCUCGCCUUCCUCAUCCACUCAGAGCUCGGUCUCUCCAGGACCCAAGAGCUUCUACCCUCGCCAGGGGGCCACCAGCAAGUACCUGAUCGGGUGGAGGAAACCAGGGAGCACCAUCAACUCCGUGGACUUCGGAGACACUCGAAAGAGGCCUCAGGGUGAGGGAGCGGAAAGUGGGCCGUCUCAGACUCGGCCCUCUCUCAGAGACCUUCACUCUCCUCAGCCCCUGGGCAAAUCCACUGUCGAGGAGGACCUGAAGAAACUCAUCACCCUGGACAGCCCUCCCGCCGUCCACCAUGACGACAAGUCUCUGCAGCCGUCGUGCCCGGGUUCGAGCGGUACAGGAAGGCGCUCGCUGCAGCGCACCCUCUCUGAUGAGAGUAUUUAUCGAGGCCAGCGCUUGCCGUCACUGGGAGAUGCGGUGUUGGAACAGGCGCUCGCCAGCGACGUGCUCUUCAGCUGCUCCACCCUGCCGCGCUCGCCCACCACCCGCGGGGCCCCCCUGCGCAGACCCUCCUACAAAUUGGGCAUCAAGAUGCAUGGUGACCUCUCCGCGUCUGACACCUCUCUAGCAGACCUGCACGAGCGCCAGAGGCUGCCGUCUCCAGAACUGGGCCUCAUGCCGCUGCCGGACACGGACAGCGGCCUGGACUGGAGCCACCUGGUGGACGCCGCCAACGCUUUCGAGGGUGAGGGGAGACCCCCACGCAUCCAGAGAAGUUUCAUGUUCAGUUCUCAGGACAUCAGUCACCGUGGAGAGAGUGCAGUGAGCUCACAACCCCUGGAGCUGCAGCCCGUACCCCACUCCCGCCUCUCUCCCAGUGAUAUUCCUGUGGGUUUUGCUGGGAAAGUGUCUCAGCUCGAGGCUUUGGUGAAGAUGCUGCAGGACGACCUGAAGAAGGAGCGAGAGGAGAAGCUGAAGCUUCAGGCUCAGAUCAAGCGGCUUUGGGAGGACAACCAGAGGCUCCAGGAGGAGUCUCAGAACUCAGCGGCCAAGCUGAAGAAGUUCACCGAGUGGGUCUUCAACACCAUCGACCUGAACUGAGCUCGCUGCCGGAGCUGCACCUGGGACCAACAUGAGCACCGAUCAACACUCCAACACCUGUUCUGUCGCACGAUCCUGAAACCAUCAGGCACCAUCAGUCCUUCUCCAACCCUCAUGUUUAACGAGAAUCCGUUCUCACGGCUGCGCUCCUCCUCUCAUCGAGGAAGAGCCUGACAAGUCUGGGGUUGGGGUUUAUUAUUUUUUUUUGGUCCCCCUUUCUUGAUUUAAGAGCCAUGUUUGUGACAUUUCGCUGGGUCACUGUGCUAUUCGGAGUUGGUGUGUGGUUUAUUUCUUUUCUUUCUUUCCCUUUUUCUCUGGUGGUGUGACUCUACAUCACAGCAGUACAAUCCAAACGCGGAAGGAAGGAAGGAACCCACGUUUUUACAAAUAUUGACGAUCUGAUGAAUGAUGAAGUACAGACUCAUCUCAACCUUUUUUUUUUUUUUUUCUUCUCCUCCCCUUCAAGCACUAAAGCAAUAGACUGACGUUCUCGGUGCGUCAGCUUCACCGGACUGUAAUAAUAAUAAUAAUAAUAAUAAUAAUCUCACCGUGUUGGGGUCUGAUCUCACAUAAAGCCAUUGCAGGUCUGCGGUACGAACGCUGAAAACUCGGACCUUUUUUUUUUUGGGAACAACUCUAAUUUAUUCCGUUUGUAUUAUAAAUAAAUAUCCGUACAGUAGAACAUUUAAUGUUUAUUUUACAGACAGAUGCUCAUUAUUUAGAUGUAUUAUUAUUAUAAUUAUUAUUUUGUACAUUUCAUUUCAGCCUGAUGAUGCCGUUAUCUUCUGCGUGCUUUGUGCUGCCCGAGCCUGCCAUCGUCGUGUUGCCUUAGUGCCCUCUAGUGGUGAAAAGUUUCAUGUCCUACAAUCUAUAUUUCAGUUAAAAAAAAAAAAAAAGCAUUAAUCGUAUCUUUCUUUGCAUUUGUGUUAAUGGAGUCAGAGAAUCAAGCUCAGGCUCUGUGUGUGUGAGAGAGAGAGAGACAGAGAGCGAGAGUUAUUCCCUUCUGGAAUUAUUCUGACCGAGGAAACCGAUCCGCACAGGAAGUAGGGUUGUUGUUUUUUUUUUUGGAUUAUGCCAGCAUUAAAUUUCCUAGCGGUAACCAGAGAAAUUGCAGGACAAACCAGAGUGCCUGCUCAGAGGAAGGGCUUUAAUCAGCUGAUAAUCGAUACAGCCUGUAAUCUCUCUCCUGCCUCUCAGCACCAGGGUUUCUCUUAUCAGUCUGACUGACACACACACACACAAAAUGAGGCGUGUUAAUGACCCGAUACUGCAGUAAGUACACGCACAGGGCUGUUCCGAGCUCAAAAAGUUCACAAGCAACUCUGGGAGGGGGGAAAAAAGUAAUAUUCAGCAGUGAAUGGAGAUUGAUUCUGUUCUAAGAAUCAUUUGAAUCGUUUGGUUGAAUCAUUUCCGGCUACCAGCAGCUAAACGAGUGAAUCGAAAAAUCGAACCCGAAAAACUCGAUCGGUUCAGGUUUGUACAUUUACAGAGAAUCUCGAGACCGCGUGCCUGAGCGAGCUGACGAUAACGAGCCGUGCUUCUCCUUUUUACGCUUUCAGGAAGGUUUUAAAUCGGAGCUCAUGUUCUGUGGAACUUGAACGCUGACGGUGUUUGAAUAUCAGUUUUGUACAUUUGAAUUGGGGACACAUUGGGGUCCCCCCCCACCCCCCACCCCCCAAAAAUAUAAAUAAAUAAAGGGUGAUGUAUUUAAAAGUUUUCGCCAUCUUGCCUGGGGGUAAGGUUUAUCUUUAAAAACGUAUUUGAAUCCAAAUACUCAAUUCUUAAAUUAAAAAAAAAAAGUCAAUUCAGCUAAAGGUGAAAAGGAGACACUUUCAAAUCAAGCAAAAAAAAAAUUCUAUACGAGUUUCCUACAAUGAUGGUAAAACCUUCGAUGCUUAGCAUACCUUUUUUUUUUUUUUAAUAUAACAUUCUAGCUAGUUCCACUGCACUAACGUUAGCUAAACUCCUCUAGCAGCUAUUUCAGUCGAACACAAACCUCCGACUCGACUAAACUCUCUCUACUUCCUGGACAUGAACACGACAGACGACUACGAUCUGAUAUCUGCUUUUCCUGAGAAUCCUGGAUAUGCCUCACCCAUGGCCUAAUUUACAUAAAUUUACAUAAGAUCUGUAUUUGCAUGCCUUUUCCACUAGGUGGUGGAAGAGUUGUGUUUUCAGGUUGCUCAUGUGAUUCCAGUGUUCGUAGGGUUUCUGUGGAACCACCACCACCACCAUCAUCAUCAUCAUAACAACCAGGAUUAGAUUUUGGAUCCAGACAGGGUGAAGGUCAAAGCAAGGUCAGGUGUAUUCUCAACAGCUUGCUUCCUGUUGGUAACCUGUGGGUGGCGCUACUGUUGGUGUUGAGAUUUAUAAAUAAAUACGUUAUUUUGAAGUAUAUUUUUAAAGGUGAAUGAGCAAGGUUUUAAAAAAAAAAAAGCCACACUGGGAAAAAUGUAAAUUUAUGUAAAUUUACAUACACUAAAAAAAAAAAAAAGACAAAGCAAAUGAACGUUAUAUAAUUUAAAUAUGCGAAAUUUAUAUUUGAAUACCUGUCAGCUUUUAAGCUCCGUGACUGUUGUUUACUCUUCACCUUGUUCGAUAUUCCACUUCAGAUUUCUUUGAAUGUGAAUGAAUGUUAACUCUUUUUUUCUGUUUAUUUUAAUUGCACUGUGUAAUUUUUUUUGUAUAGAUUUUAUUAUUAUUAUUAUUAUUAUUAUUAUUAUUGAUAUGUUAACCGUUGAUGGAGCUUUGUAAUGUGAGCGUCUUCUACUCGCGUCUAACAGGGAGAAGACGGUCAUCGCCAAGCCCUCGACGCGUCUCCGGAUUUAGACGCGUUUUAAAACGGGAGUUGUGUUUCACUUCGAUGAUGUGCACAUUUCUUAAAAACGAAGAAGAAAAUAAAUAAAACGACGAAGCAUUAUAUAUUUACCAAGAAGUACUGUUUACAUUAUUCUGUUCAUUUUACUUGUAAAGCUUCAGAGAACGGAUUUCCCAGUUGUCAUCAUAACAGUAUUAAAACAUAUUUCUUAAAUAAAUAAAUUAAAAAUAUAUAGAUAUAUAUAUUUGAGGUGCUGUAAUUUUUCAUGACGUAGAAGUCGAAGGUUUAAACAGCCUUUUGCUUGCCGCCUGCUCCGUAAGGUGUACUGCCGUUGCUUUCUGGGCCAAUAAACAAGUUUAUAUUCGUAGGUGAAAUGUCA
Messenger RNA from Neoarius graeffei (lesser salmon catfish), 9196 nucleotides. RefSeq names its product signal-induced proliferation-associated 1 like 1 (gene sipa1l1). The record is from RefSeq and is a predicted model, not a curated record. Gene Ontology annotation, molecular function: protein binding; GTPase activator activity. Gene Ontology annotation, biological process: activation of GTPase activity; regulation of small GTPase mediated signal transduction. Gene Ontology annotation, cellular component: cytoplasm. The coding region runs from base 651 to 5999 and encodes 1782 amino acids. The transcript is spliced from 21 exons. Lineage: Eukaryota; Metazoa; Chordata; Actinopteri; Siluriformes; Ariidae.